AGUGGAUCAGUAUAUGUAUGGCGGUAUAGUGUGAGUUUUGAGAUGAUUGAAAGACCCCCAAUAUUGGCCAAUAUCGACCCAUCGGUUUUGAAAUGGAGUAAAUGGAUCAUUAUCUUGCUUAUUGCCAGAGCACCAAGGCCUGUUUCAUGGGCUAACUUUAUUGCAUUGAAUCCAUUGAUAAGAAAGUUGUUGCAAAGGGUUGUUAAGACCUAUAGGAAAGAUUUUGAACUGGCUACGGUGAAACGGAGACUUUCGAAACUAUCUAAUUUCAUAACUAGUGUAUUUCUACUAUUUGCUAGUGCUGAUAAUGAUAAGAUUCCUAAAGAUUACGGACUGAUAUACAUUUGGAUGAGUUACUACGGAGAGUUGAAUCCUCCAAGUGCACUGAAUAUCUUGGUUUCGCCUCACAUUUCACCGUUUCUUAAGGUUAAUCAUUACCGAUCCAAAUGGCUAACCAGGAUUUAUCGGAAUAAAGAAUAUGUUAUCUACCCGAUGAUAUUUGCCCAGAUACUUUCUAACUAUUUAACUCCAACACGGUAUAAGCUCAACCAGCGGUAUUUGUCCAGCUCUAUCAAAAAAUGGCUUUUGAAUCCGAUAUGGAUUAACUAUUCUCUAGGGGUUGGUUAUCAUAGUCUAGACUGGUUGGGACUUUUCAAGAGUUAUUUAUUCCACAAUGUGUGUAUAUUCAGUUUUAUUGCUUUAACAAAUUUCAAAGCACGCUUCCUUGAUCGUUAUUAUGAAUUGAAACAUAAGAUUUAUCCAAUCAAAACUGAAACUUACUUUGGUAUUAUUAAGAAUUAUCUUUUGUAUGCUUUCCAUACAAGUAAUUCUAUCAUCAACUUUAUCUAUUGCUCAAAUCUACUUUCUAUAUUUUUCAUUACUAUAUCCUCACCAAUAUUAGCAUAUUCAGCUAAUCCAACAUCUCCAGCAAACUUUUUUCAAAGGUUAUACUUGACCCAUUCAAAAUUCUUCUUUAAAUCUUACGUUAAGACUAUUGGUGCGUUGGCAGCAUUUAUCACUUUAUACAUUAAUUCAAUGGAUCUUUUGCCAGAUACCGGAUACCACUCAACAGCUUACGAAAAUAGCCUAGAAGAUAGUUUCCAUAAUGUGAGAGAAUCGAAGAAUGUUCGUAGAAUAUCCAAGAGUUUUUUCGAUGCCUUAAAUCUUUACCUUUUCAGAUUAAUUCUUCUAUCCAAGUGGAGAAUAUUGAAAGAGAAUCACCCUUGGUUCAAAUUAUUGACUCUCAAAUCCUGGAAUAGAAUUGAGGCAAUCGCAAUGAGUUAUGGAAUUUGGAAAAUAAUGAACUUGAAUGAUUUUGUUCGUUGGAAUAAUAUUCCAGAAAAUUUCCGUGAAUGUGCCAGAUUACAAAAUGAAUCGUUAAUUAAAUUGGUCGAUCGGAUAAUGUAA
Hyphopichia burtonii NRRL Y-1933 is the source of this 1407-nucleotide messenger RNA. RefSeq lists its product as uncharacterized. The record is from RefSeq and is a predicted model, not a curated record. The transcript has a single exon. The coding region runs from base 43 to 1407 and encodes 454 amino acids. Lineage: Eukaryota; Fungi; Ascomycota; Pichiomycetes; Serinales; Debaryomycetaceae.